This is a messenger RNA of Pecten maximus, 1908 nucleotides long. RefSeq names its product sodium-dependent proline transporter-like. The transcript has 9 exons. Lineage: Eukaryota; Metazoa; Mollusca; Bivalvia; Pectinida; Pectinidae. The record is from RefSeq and is a predicted model, not a curated record. Gene Ontology annotation, cellular component: membrane. Gene Ontology annotation, biological process: sodium ion transmembrane transport. Bases 82 to 858 code for a protein of 258 amino acids.
UUUGUAUUGAUGAUUUUAUGUUGAUAUUGUGUUAUGGUUCGAGUAGAUAUGUGUAUAAUAUGUAUAACUAAUUAAAAAGCAAUGUUCAAUAGAUACAAUGUGCUGGACAUAUCCUCUGGAUUAGAAGAUAUCGGCUCCGUCCAGGGACACCUGGUGUUGUCCCUUGUUCUAGCCUGGGCGGCCGUGUACGUUUGUGUCAUCAAGGGUAUUAGGUCCUCAGGAAAGGUGGUGUAUGUGACAGCCACACUUCCGUAUCUGCUUCUCGCCAUCCUAUUCGUCAAUAAUCUUACAUUACCUGGCUCUUUGGAUGGUAUCAUCUUCUUCAUCAAACCGGACUUCAGGUCACUUUUGGACAUACAGGUUUGGCUCGAAGCUGCUAUACAGGUUUUCUACUCAGUGUCGAUCGGAUGGGGGCUUCAUAUCACACUGGCCAGUUACAAUACAUUUAACAACAAUUGCCUCAGAGACACCUUUAUGAUGACACUCGCCGGAGAAGGAACUAGUGUAUUCGGCGGGUUUGUUAUCUUCUCCGCACUCGGAUUUAUGGCACAUGAAGCGAAUGUCCCUCUUACAGAAGUUGCCAAAUCGGGACCUGGUUUAGGAUUGGUGGCCUACCCUAUGGCUUUAGCACAGAUGCCCCUCCCCAACAUCUGGGCUGUGCUGUUCUUUAUCGCCAUGAUAACACUGGGGCUGGAUAGUCAGUUCACUUUUACGGAAAUCACCUACGUAUAUUUUGAGGACUGCUUCUUGUUCAUGAGAGAAAAGCAAAUGAUAUGCAGAGCAGGUUUAUCCAUGCUUGGCAUUCUGCUAAGUUUGCCAUUUUGUACCCAGGCGCCGAGCGGUUCUCACGAGACAUAGAAAUGAUGAUCGGCAGGAGAGUACCAGGCUACAUCAAGUUUUGUUGGUCUUUUCUCUCACCUUUUCUCUUAUGUGUGUUGAUAGUAACGAGUCUUGUGUCAUAUGUACCACCUACAUACGGGGACUAUGUAUAUCCGAGUUGGGCUGCUGAUGCUGGAUGGGUGUUCUCUGUGCUGCCAAUUACACCACUCCUCGUUAUAGGACUAAGAGUCGUAUAUUUCUCACCUGGAAAAACAAUUAACCAGAAGCUACGUCAGUCUAUAAGACCAACUGAGAGCUGGCAUCCAGCAAAGGACAAUGUCGAUUACCUGGCUCUUUCCAGUGAAACCCGAAGUACCGAAUGACCGGUUCUACCAGUUAACGGAUCCAUGACAGAGCUGGUCCUUAAAUCCAGAUUGCAAUAGGAACAAUUCCGUAUGACGGCACAAGGUCGCGGACUAUCGCAGAUAGCUUACCGUGAUUCCCUGUGUAUUGCUCGCGGGUUACAUGAUUUUAAAACAAGCGUUCUGCGGGCUAUCUGAUGAAACAGGCUUUCUGACAAAAUAUUUUCAAAAAGUCAAAAAGAUUGCUUUUUGUGCUUCCCUGGUGUAAUAUCCGAUGCUAGCAUUGUUUACGUCCUAAAUAUAAAGGAUUAUUUACCUCUGUCUGGACAAGUAAAAACAAACUCACAAAUAUAUCUAGAAAUAUGUUGAUUAACAGUCUUUAAUUAUCAAGGCCGAGAGCUAUACACAAACAGAGUGUUUUCCCUUAUGGUUGACUUAUACUAAAUUACAUAAUAGAUAAUUCGCGGGCAAUACACAAGAGCGGGCUAUUUGCAGAUUUCAGAUUAUAAAACCAUUUUCCUGGCUUUAGCGGGCAAUCUAACGAAGCGGGCAAUACACAGAUAAUUAGAGUACAAUUAUAUUAGGCGAAAUUGGUGACUAUUUUCAACACUUUUGCUAUUGGAGACACAAAUUCCUAUACUUCAUUGUGACUAUCAGAUUUACUACUAAUACUUUAUUACUUGGAUGUUGAGUAUUUUCGUAAAAUAAAUGGAAUACUUAAUUAAAA